AUGAACCGGCCCCGGAAAAUGGCGAUCGCUGCCGUGGUGCUGCUGCUAGCGGCGGCGAUGCCAUGUGCGCUGUGCAGCGGGAAGCGCGUUCUCGCGCUGAUCGGCAGCGAGGACAUCCGCAGCAGCCACAGCCAGUACUUUCAGGGCCUUCGGGACGCAGGGCUGGAGGUGGACGUGCGGGGACACAAGGACUCUGGCCUGAAGCUAGCUGACUACGACACGCCCCGCUACGAUCACCUGCUGCUGCUGGCGCCACGCGCGACCAGCUUUGGCGGCAGCCUCAGCAAGGCCUCCAUCCUGGAGUGGGCCGACGCCGGCGGCAACCUGCUGGUCGCCCUCGCGCCCGGCGCCAGCGACCUGGUGCGUGGCCUGGCCGCCGACCUGGGGGUGGAGGUGGACGCCAAGGGCACGCGGCUGUACGACCACUUCAGCCGCCAGGCGGCCGGCGGUGCCACAGACCCCUCACUGGUGGCCACCAGCGCCUGGAUCGACAGCGACGCGUUCCUGGGAGCGGCGCGGCCGAGCAGCCCGGUGCUGUUCCGCGGCGUGGCGCAGGCCGUGCCGACCAGCAGCGAGCUGGUGACUGUGCUGCUGUCAGGGGAGGCGACCUCCUACUCCCACGACCCCACCAAGGCGGCCGCAGAGCCCCCCCUGCUGCCGGCCGGCGGGGCAGCUGCGCUCGUGAGCGCGGUGCAGUCGCGCAACAACGCGCGCGCCCUGGUGGUGGGGUCCCUGGACUUGCUGGGCGACGAGCUGUUUGACGCAGCGGUGGAGGUGGCAGAGUCGGGCAAGAGCUACCCGCAGUCUGGGAACCGUGCGUUUGCGCUGGCCGCGACCCUCUGGGCCUUCCAGCAGCGCGGCGUGCUGGAGGCGUCCGCCCCGCGCCACCGCAACGUGGUGACGGGGGAGGAGGGCCCCUCUCCAUACCGAGUGAAGGAUGAGGUUCAGUUUGAGAUUGACAUCUUCGAGGUCGAGGGCGGGGAGAGGAGGCCCUUCAAGUCUGACGACGUCCAGGUGUCCUUUGUGAUGCUGGACCCCUACAUCCGCCAGCCCCUGCAGCAUGCCGGCGACGGCAAGUUCUCGCUGAGGUUCACUGUGCCUGACGUCUACGGCGUGUUCAAGUACGCCAUCGACUACCACCACGCCGGCUACAGCUACAUCAACCUGGAGCACGUUGUUCCCGUGCGGCCGUACCGCCAUGACGAGUACGAGCGCUUCAUCCUGGCGGCAUACCCCUACUACGCCUCAGCAGCGUCCACCAUGGCCGCAUUCCUCGUGCUGGGGCUCGCAUUCCUCUAUGGCAAGUGA
Molecule: messenger RNA, 1308 nt
Organism: Monoraphidium neglectum
Lineage: Eukaryota; Viridiplantae; Chlorophyta; Chlorophyceae; Sphaeropleales; Selenastraceae
Product: oligosaccharyltransferase complex subunit beta
Exons: 6
Coding region: 1-1308 (435 amino acids)
Cellular component (GO): oligosaccharyltransferase complex; endoplasmic reticulum membrane
Source: RefSeq, a predicted model, not a curated record